ACUGUGCAUACUUUCCACUCUCUGAGGGUCUGGCUCGAUGCAUGUGCCACAAGAUACAUCUACAUACUAAUUGGAGACAUAUUAAUCGAACAACAAUUAUUAAACACGUUUUGGUACUAGUAACCAUGGUAGUUAUGAAUAACCGAUUGAUCUUGAACAAAGGAGCUUAAUGACGAAUUGUAUAUCUUGCUGGAUCAAUUUGUGACUGCCCUAUAUAUUUCCAACAAAACGGAUUUAUAAUUGGAUGCUAUCCCAGUGGUAAUGUUGAUAAUUUGCUUUGCAUGUGGAGACAACGCAAUGGCAGCAUAAUUAUUCUGGAUGGUAAUUAUCACCUGAAUCUGUCGCUCUUGAUGUCUGAAUCCACAAUCAUCUUUCUACGUCCAGGCAAGGAUGAAUCUGACCAAAUCUUGGUUGAUAAGAACAUGCGUGAUCUCGCUGUGUCUUGGUUUCACACUUCAUCUUCUCUUCUCAUACCUCAUAGUUUUCAAUGACCAUGGUCCCACAAUUAAGAAACUCAAAAGAAGCCUCGUUGAUGUCGAAGAUGAUGUCCUUCACAUGGAUGUCGAUAAGAUGCUUAAUUUCGUUGGACUGAAAAAGGAAUUGAAUGUGAUGGACAGUCGCCUAGUUUGGAAAUUACUAAGGAGUCGGAUAUUUAGCAAUGAUGAAUGUAUCAUUCGUAUAGCCAAGUACUGUGGGAACCGGUGUGAUCACAUUCUUGGGGAUCACUUGGAGGAUCCGACAGAAUGGCUCCGGUUUUCUUGCCCCUUUUCAGAAUCAUGCGUCGUCGAGACAAGAUUCAUAGGUGAGGCUAAUCUAACGAAGAGACUAAUGAAAUCGAUUGACAUUAUUUUGCUUGUCGAUUCCUUGCAUGAAGGUCUCCAUCUAGAUCAGCUGAUGGCGGAACGACCACGUGGACAGCUCUGGGUGCUCUUGUCUCGAGAGAGUCCCCAGCACGACCAUGAAUACGCGCCUCCUCCCGGGAUGGGGAACCCCUAUAAUCUCACCAUGACCUACGCCUCAGACUCUGAUAUCUACUUCCCAUAUUGCUACUUAAAAAGGAAACCUCUUAACUCCAUGUGGACCGAAGCCCCUCCCGUUCCAAAGAAGACGAAGCUCAUAGCCUGGAUGGCAUCUAACUGCCGUCGCCUUUCCUGGAGACGCGGGGAGUUAGUGGAGGAGCUGAAAAACUUUCUUCCUAUUGAUACCUUCGGGAAGUGUGGCGACCUGGGAAAAUUGACCGACAUCGAGGGGAAAAAGGUUCUUGCGGAUUACAAAUUCUACCUGGCGCUGGAGAAUAGCGAAUGCAGGGAAUACAUCACCGAGAAGACUUGGCGGACAUGUCUUCAGAACGGAAUCGUGCCAAUUGUCUACGGUUCACCUCGCAAAGACUACGAGCGGAUCCUUCCACCAAACUCUUUCAUCUACCUCGAGGACUUUAGCUCCAUUGGAGACUUUGUCGAGUUCAUCUACAAACUCGACAAGGACGAUGAAAGGUACAACCGGUAUUUCGACUGGAAGAAACACAGGGAAGUCGUUUGUCUUUCCGCUCGGUUCUUUAUCAUGUUUUCACCGGAAGUGAAUCUCUGCUAUCUUUUGAGGAAGCUCAUCCAUGUCUUUGUGUUCCCCGAGACCUUACUGCAGAAUAGAGAGCCGGAUUUCGGAUCAUGGUGGCGAGGAAAGUGCGCAGAUGCCAGCGCAAGAAAAGAAGUUUUUGGUAUCGAUGUUCACCAACCGAGAAUCAAAAAGAAGAAGAAAAAGGAUUCCAACAAACUCUAAUUCUUAAAAAAAGGAUCGGAUUGAGAGUGGAGUUCAUUCCUUCCCAGUGAAUACACUCGUGUUUUACUAUCUCAGAAAUGCGCAAGCAUAAUCUGUAUAACGUGUUCUGGAGGAAUCUCAUCUUCUGUCUGUUUUGAGGGGGUGUGGCAAUCUUGAGUGCCCAUCUGAAUCCAUCAACCCAAGUACAUUCUUACAACUACCCAAUGAUUACAGUCCUAUCCUAAAAUUUCCCCACCUUUUAUGAUUAUGAACAAAAGGCUUUUCAUCGUGUGCUCAUUGGGAAAAUUAAUAUUUUUUAAAAUACUUUUGAUCACAGAUAUUACUACUUGUUUAAAAGGUGAAUUAUCGGAUGGUCUAAUACCACAUGGUCUACUUAUCAGUUCGUCCAACUUCACAUAGUCUAAACUCAUUUCGUCUACAACCAGUUCGUCUAAUAUCCAAUUCGUCUAAUUCCCACUUGGUCUAAUAUCCAAUUCGUCUAAUUUCCAUUUAGGCUUAUAACCAGUUGGGCUAAUUUCCACUUGGUCUAAUAUCCAAUUCGUCUAAUUCCCACUUGGUCUAAUAUCCAAUUCGUCUAAUGAGCAGUUGGGCUAAAACCAUUAAGUCUAAUUUCCAGUUGGUCUAACACCACUUGGUCUAAUCUCCACUUCGGCUAAUUUCCACUUGGUCUAAUUAUCAUUUUGUCUAAUUGCCACAUGGUCUAUUGACCGUUUAGUCUAAUUUUCACUUGGUCUAAUUUCCAUUUAGUCUAAUGUCCACUUGGUCUAAUAUCCAAUUGGUCUAAUGACCACUUGGUCUAAUAGCCAAAUGGUCUAAUGACCACUUGGUCUAAUGACCAGUUGGGCUAAUCGUCACUUGGUCUAAUGUUCAUUUGGUCUAAUUCACACUUGGUCUAAUGUCCAUUUAUUCUAGUAUAGCAUCAUUCAUUAUUAUUUAUUUUAUCUAGAUGAGCAAAUAUGGUAUGUAGUGGCUAAAUACCAUGCAUCAGUUAAUACAUAUCGCCAGGAUCCGGAGGGGUAGAGCCGGGGUAGGGCUGGUGGGCGCAAAACCUCACCGUGAAGGAAUAUCGAAGAUGAAUUAUUCUAAUCAAAUAAUUCUUAUAAUUAGGCCUGUAUAUCGAUUGUAAGAUGAUGAUGAAAAUUAAAUCAUACUCAUAAUCAUUACAUCACCGCAUGCACAUUUACAGAACAAUAAGUUGGGGACCUUGCAUGCAGCUUAUAAUGGUCGAAUGGCGGGGUUUCAUGAGAAUAAAAUUAUUAUGCAGAAAGGAACGAAAAUAUAAUGUAAUUGAUUGUGUGGAUACGAAUUUGGUAAACAUGUUUAUGCCUCUUUUAAAUCAUUGCGAUGCACCAUUACGGACGAUACUUGAACUUGAUGGCCUAGUUAUGCAGUUUGGGGGAUUCCAAAACUACAAGCCAUUAGAUGUAAUUUUGUUAUGAAUAUUUUGUUUAGUUAUUUCAAUAGUUGGUUUGGAGGCAAAUAACAGACCAAUUAGAUAUAGUUUGAUAACAAUAUAGAGGUCUAUCGGGUUAGCUCCAACAACAUCACUGCUAUGAGG
Messenger RNA from Lytechinus pictus (painted urchin), 3334 nucleotides. RefSeq names its product alpha-(1,3)-fucosyltransferase fut-1-like. The transcript has a single exon. NCBI's taxonomy places the organism in Eukaryota, Metazoa, Echinodermata, Echinoidea, Temnopleuroida, Toxopneustidae. The record is from RefSeq and is a predicted model, not a curated record. Gene Ontology annotation, cellular component: membrane. The coding region runs from base 391 to 1776 and encodes 461 amino acids. Gene Ontology annotation, molecular function: alpha-(1->3)-fucosyltransferase activity.